This is a messenger RNA of Acanthoscelides obtectus, 381 nucleotides long. Lineage: Eukaryota; Metazoa; Arthropoda; Insecta; Coleoptera; Chrysomelidae. The record is from the annotation of a GenBank genome assembly.
AUGCCUUUUUUUUCUGUUAAUUUAAGAUUUAAUUUAUCAAUAUUAUUUUUUUUGAGAGUUUCUAGGUUAGGUGUUUACACUGUAAUAUUGGCGGGUUGGGCUUCUAAUUCAAAUUAUGCUUUAUUGGGAAGUUUACGAGCUGUAGCUCAAACAAUUUCUUUAGCUGAAACUAAUCGGACUCCUUUUGAUUUUGCUGAGGGGGAAUCUGAGUUAGUGUCUGGAUUUAAUGUUGAGUAUAGAAGAGGAGGUUUUGCGAUGAUUUUUUUAGCUGAAUAUAGCAGAAUUUUAUUCAUAAGUAUACUUUGUUGUAUAUUAUUUCUAGGAGGGGAUAUUUUUACUAUAAUAUUUUUUUUAAAAUUAGUUUUUAUUUCAUUUUUUUGA